Molecule: messenger RNA, 2760 nt
Organism: Salpingoeca rosetta
Lineage: Eukaryota; Choanoflagellata; Craspedida; Salpingoecidae
Exons: 1
Coding region: 106-2760 (884 amino acids)
Biological process (GO): DNA repair; replication fork processing
Cellular component (GO): nuclear replication fork
Molecular function (GO): ATP-dependent chromatin remodeler activity; ATP binding
Source: RefSeq, a predicted model, not a curated record
UUUCAAGCAGUUGUCGGCGUUUGGACGUGUUUGUGUCGGUUUUUGCCGCCCAAAGUGCAAAGCGCUUAACAGAAGGCACACCAUCAGCAAGCAGCAAGCAGCAGGAUGCACAAUAGCGGCAGGAAGCGGCCUGUGGCGGCAUUCGACAGGCGGCCGACCACCAGCACCAGCACCAGCAGACAUAGUAGCAUGAGCAGCAACCAAACCAGCAAUAGCAACAUUGGCGCCGCAGCGCCAAGGAUCGACAAGUUUGUCUCCACCAGCGCUCGCCACACAUCAUCAUCAUCAUCGUCAUCAUCAUCAGCAGCAGCAUCAUCAUCCAGCUCAUCGACGGCAAAGCAACAGAGGCAGCGCACGCUGCCGUUUGCACCAAACACAUCCUCCAACAGCCAUCGUGGCAGAUCCGCCAUGCCACCCUCGAGGAAACCAUUCAAGUCUUCGUCUUCGUCUUCGUCAUCGUCUUCGUCAUCGUCAUCAGCUGCGUCGCGUGGGACGGGUGGCGUGCGCGCGUUUGGCCAAAUCAAGGUGGUGGUGUCGCUGCUCAAGUCGUGCCGAGAAAUACUCGUUGUCGUGCAGCCCUUCAGCACGGAAGUGAACGCCGUGGUGCGGGGCCUUGGCGGCACAUAUGAUCGGGAUCGCACCCCCGUCUCGGGCUGGGUCCUGCCGCUGCGCAUGUACAAGACGCUGCUGACGAAGCUGCACGAGCUCACCGCCGUUGAGACGCGCAUCACGGGCCUGCCGAAAUGGGUGCUGGCAGCCAUGCACUCGUCCACGUGGAACACGCUCGAACUGCUGCACUCCACCGUGACUCCGGAGCAGGCGUACGAGGCCCUGCAGGGCCGCGUGCCGCUGGAGCUGCUGCAGAAGCUGCUGCCGUACCAGCUGACGGGCGUGCUGUGUGCGGUGCGGCGCUCCGGGCGCAUCCUGUGGUGCGAUGAAAUGGGGCUGGGCAAGACCGUGCAGGCGCUGGUCACGGCUCUGCACUACCGCAGCGAGUGGCCCCUGCUCAUCGUGUGCCCGAGCAGCCUGAAGCUGACGUGGGCGAACGAGAUCCACCGCUGGCUUGGCCUGGGCGAGGACGCGGUGCAAGUUGUGCAGAAUGGGCGCGAGAAGCUCACGCACGCCGUGUGCAUCCUCAGCUACGACCUGGCGCGCGGGCUGCGCACGCAGGUGCAGCAGCGCAAGUUCCGCGUCGUCAUCGCCGACGAGGCCCACUACAUCAAGAACAGGCAGGCGGCCCGCACAAAGGCGCUCGUGCCCGUGGUGCAGGACGCCAAGCGCGCCCUCCUGCUCUCCGGCACCCCAGCCCUCUCCAAGCCGAUUGAGCUGUUCCAGCAGCUGCGCGCGCUGCGCCGCGACCUCUUCCGCGUGGAGAUUGCGUUUGGUGAGCGAUACUGCAACUCACACAUGACCGCGUACGGGUGGUGCCACGACGGCUCCAGCAACGAGGAGGAGCUGCACACGCUGCUGCAGCGCACGGUGAUGAUUCGGCGCGACAAGAAGGGCGUGCUGUCCUCGCUCCCGCCAAAAACACGGCAGACGGUCGUUGUUGACUGCUCGGCCAAGCACCGCCGCGAAAUCUCGCAGCUCAUGAAGAAACGCUUCCACAUGGACGCCGCUGCUGUCGCCGCUGGUCGUGGUGACGGCGAGAUGCACGGCGUCACGCUCAAGCUGUUCCAGGCCACGGGGCAGGCCAAGCUGGCCGCAUGCGUGACAUAUGUGCUGGAGCAGCUGGCGAAAGGGGUGAAGAUGCUGCUGUUUGCGCACCACCAGCCCGUGAUGGACGGGCUGAUGCAGGCGCUGUGCGAAAAGAGCAUCCGACACGUGCGCAUUGACGGGUCCACACCAUCGUCGCUACGUAAUGAGCUGGCCACCCGCUUUCAGACGGACGAGACGUGCCGCGUGGCCCUACUCAGCAUCACCGCCGCAGGCACGGGCCUCACGCUGCACGCUGCGACGCUGGUUGUGUUUGCAGAGCUGUUCUGGAACCCGGGGCAGCUGCUGCAGGCAGAGGACAGGGCGCACCGCGUGGGCCAGCAGUGCGCCGUGGACGUCAAGUACCUGAUUUGCCGCAACACGCUGGACGAGAGCAUGUGGGAGAAGGUGGAGCGCAAGAUGGCGGUGGUGGGCAGGGCGGUCAAGGGCGCAUCGGAGACCAUGGGAGCCGAACGCACGGACACGCGCAAAACCAAGAAGAAAAGCGGGAAGAAGAAGAACAAGAACAAGAACAAGAACAAAGGUGGCGAUGGUGACAGUGGUGGUGAUGAUGAUGAUGAUGAUGAUGAUGAUGAUGAUGAUGAUGAUGGUGAUAGUGGUGAUGAUGAUGAUGAUGGUAGGGGUGAGCAGAGGGAAGUUGGGCAGCGAGAUUUGCUGUCGUUCUUUGAGACAGAGGGAGGAAUGAGGCCAGCAAAAAGGGAGAAGAGGGACAAACAGGCAUUUCCAGCAGAGGGCACGGGCAAAGGGUCGAACCACGGGGCAGCAAGCCAAGGGAGCAAGAAGGCGGCUGUGGUGGUGACGCUGGAUAGUGAUGGCGACGACGACGAUUGCUUCUUAACCAACCCGGAAGUGGCCGUGGUCAAGAGGCCGCCGCUACCCCAAGAACAGGACCGGCAGCCAUCAGGCGCCACGACAACAGAAGACCCACACGCGCACAAGCGCAGCAAGGUCGACAAUGAUGAGGAGCAUGAUGAGGAUGAUGAUGAUGAUUAUUUGUCAGCCAUGCUGGCUGCGGUAGAGCAAGCAGAGGCAGGCCUCUCCUGA